Messenger RNA from Fulvia fulva, 1629 nucleotides. Its product is annotated as Thiamine pathway transporter THI73. The record is from RefSeq and is a predicted model, not a curated record. NCBI's taxonomy places the organism in Eukaryota, Fungi, Ascomycota, Dothideomycetes, Mycosphaerellales, Mycosphaerellaceae. Gene Ontology annotation, cellular component: membrane. Gene Ontology annotation, molecular function: transmembrane transporter activity. Gene Ontology annotation, biological process: transmembrane transport. The transcript is spliced from 4 exons. Bases 1 to 1629 code for a protein of 542 amino acids.
AUGUUCGCGAGAGUGUUUUGGCACCUCUCGUACAAAAGGCGGGUUGGAAACACCUCGAAAGAGUACGCUGCAUCUAGCUGGAGUCUCAACACACUGCUUGCCUCAGAAAUGGACAACAAGAUUGAGCCUUCGGCUUCCACAGUUGGGGUACCCUCGCCUGCAGUACCAUCUCUUGAUGUCGAUGAAGCACAUCGCUAUCUUCAGGAGCAUGCACACGCGGGCUCCGCUGGCUACGACAUGGCACGCGUGAUGAGAAAAGUGGACUGGCGUCUUACGCCUUUACUGUUCUUCAGCUACUUCUUCCAAGCACUUGACAAACAGGCCCUAAGUUACGCUGCUGUGAUGGGCAUGCCAAAGGACCUGAACCUGAAAGGCGACGACUUCUCCAACGCCGCCACUGCUCUCUUCGUGGCACUUCUAGUGACCCAGGUACCCACGGCAUAUGCUUUGAAUAAGUUGCCAGCGGCGAAAUGGCUAGCAUUCACCUCUGUGCUUUGGGGCAUUGCAACCGCCCUUACUGCUACAGCACACAAUUAUCGGUGGCUAAUGGCAGCGAGAAUCCUGAUGGGAGUGUUCGAAGCUGCAGUAUUGCCCUCGGUGACUAUGAUCUGCAGUCAAUACUACAGAAAGGACAAAUCUGGCUUCAGAUUCACACUCUGGGGAGCUGCCAUUGGGAGCUCCUUUGUCAUCGGAGCACUACUCUCGUAUGGCUUCCAACACAUUCACCACGCAGCUUUGGCGAGCUGGCGAAUCCUGUUCUUGGUUCUAGGAUGCGUAAGCACAGUCUUCGGCUUAGCGUUGUUCUGGCUGUUACCGGACACGCCGAUGAAAGCAAGAUAUCUCACAGACGCAGAAAAGGUGGCUAUACUACAGUACGUCGCCGCCAAUAAGACCGGUGUGCGUUGCAGCUCUUUCAAGUUUGCUCAGCUUGUGGAGAUCAUUCGUGAUCCACAGAUAUGGAUGUCAACGAUUCUCACCACCGUGGUCAUGCUGUCGACAGGUUUCACCCUUAGCUACACCGCGCCCGUCAUAGCAGGCUUCGGCUUCCCAGCUCCCUAUGCCGCUCUACUAGUAGCUCCUGGUGGUGUCGUCACUCUCCUUUCAUCUUGGCUAGCUGGCUAUCUGCUCAACACGGGCAUGCCACGUGCUGUGGUCGUGGCCGCAUUGUAUGUCCCGGUGGUAGUCGGCGCGUCUCUGUUGGCCUUCGCACCGGUCACGAACCGUGCGGCCUCGCUCACCGGCAUAUACCUCGUUAGUUGUUCUACGGCGGCAUAUUGUGUCAUGUAUCAGUGGGCGUCUGCUAAUGUUGCAGGCCGGACAAAGCGCACGGCCAUUAUGGGCCUCAUCACAGCUGGAUUCGCGGCCGGAGCGUUGAUUGCGCCUCAGACCUUUAGAGAUCAGGAGGCUCCUCACUUUAUGUCGGCUAAGAUAACACUCUUUGCGACACAGCUAGCUUCCGUCAUCCUUGCGGGACUGUGGGGAGCAUACUACUGUCUUGUGAACCGACAUCGCAACUCCCGAUACGGCAGCGCCACGCUUCUGCGGCACGACGAGGCAGCAUCCAUGCAAGCUGAAGUCUGGGAAAAUAUCACGGACAGGGAGCGAAAGUCCUUUCGUUACGUGCCGUGA